Molecule: messenger RNA, 1005 nt
Organism: Colletotrichum truncatum
Lineage: Eukaryota; Fungi; Ascomycota; Sordariomycetes; Glomerellales; Glomerellaceae
Product: nad dependent epimerase dehydratase family protein
Molecular function (GO): oxidoreductase activity, acting on the CH-OH group of donors, NAD or NADP as acceptor
Source: RefSeq, a predicted model, not a curated record
AUGUCGAAUUCUCUUGUGUUCAUCACAGGAGCCACGGGCUUCAUCGGCUCGCAAAUCGCUGUCGCUUGCUUGAAGGCAGGAUACCAUGUCCGACUAAGCGUGCGCCGCGAGGACCAGAUCCAGAAACUGCAAGACACCUUCUCCGAGUUUUCUAGCCAGCUUCACUUCGUCAUCAUUUCCGACUUUACCAGACCCGACGCCUUUGUCAGUGCGGUCGUUGGCGUCGAGUAUGUUAUUCACGUGGCAUCGCCCAUGGUAGGAAAAGGCGAAGACUUUCAGAAGGAUUACAUCGACCCCGCAGUACGUGGAACUCUCUCCGUAUUAGAUGCGGCAAAGAACGUUUCUUCCAUCAAGAGGGUUCUUAUCAUGUCCUCAAUCCUCGCUCUUGUGCCAAUCGGGACGCUCACGGGAGCGCCAAAUGGCCCGAGCGCAGUCAAAGAACACUCGGAGGAUAAGAUUCAUGUCGACGUGAAUAUGGAGCUUCCUGAGGGCAUUCCCGGCCAUGGUAUCAAGUAUCAAGGCUCCAAGAUUCUAGCGCACCAGGCAACGGCGGAUUGGGUCGAGAAGAAUAAACCCGCAUUCCCAGUUCUUACCUUCCAUCCGAGCUUCGUUACGGGACCAAGUCUCUUCCAGAAGAAGCCGGAAGAGAUUGACUCCAUCAAUGGCCUUGUCUUUAAUAUCAUUCGCACCGGCGUUGUUACAAUCCCUGCCGUGUUAGUUGACGUUAGAGACGUAGCUGACACCUUCUUGAAAGCUUUGUCGGCGCCAGUUCCCAAAUUUCAGGAAUUCAUCGUGUCUGAGCCUGCAGUUUUGUGGGAAGACGUUGCCGAAAUUGUUCAAAGGCUCUACCCCGACUCCAACUUCCAACUAAAGCCGCCUGUUGGAGACAAAUUUUCUAUGGUUCCAGAGGCUAAGGCUGCCAAAGAGAUUCUGGGGAUUGAAUGGAAGCCUCUAGAGGAGGUUAUCCGCGGCGUCGUAGACGUUCAGCUUGCUUUAGGCGCCUAA